GGCAAGACGCCCAUAUUUGAGUCCGAAAGUUGCGUUAGUAGCCCAGACGGGUUCGCGCGUGUUGGAGGCAUCGUCGAGAUUGGAAGAGACGAGCAGAGAGGUGGUGAUCCAAAUAAUGAGAGUGCCGCUUCUGGUGGAGAAGGACACGACAAGUCUUCGCUAGCGAAUGCCGCGGAGGUUGCGUCCAGUGGUACGGAGGUAGCCCGCUCCCCCUCGCCAUCGGAAGAACAAGCCAACACGAAAGCGUCUCCAAUAGAUGACGCAAGAGCAUCACCCCAAGACGAAGAGGCAAGCGGGAUAUCGCCACAAACUCAAGAGGAAAGAAUAUCUAUUGAUAGUGGCGGCGCGAAUAAUGCUGCUGUGAAGCAAUCUUCCCAAAACAAUGAUAAACCAAUAAUAGCAACAACUCCAGUACAGGAGCUACAAACAAGUGGACCUCAACUACAACAGAAUUCUAGACCUAGUAAUAUUGUAGCAACGGCACCUACGCAACGAUAUUCUGAUGCUGUCACAGCACUGCAAGAAAGCAAGCGACAGUCAAUGCAGGCACGUGCAUCAGCUCGGAUGGCAUCUCAGAUGGACCAAAUAUUGGCACCGCCGUCUAGUCGAGCAUCUCGCUUGAUGGCGCUUAGUGGGGGAAAGAACGGUAAGCACAAUCUUCAGCCUGCCGGACUACCAAGUAGAACUGCUGAAGCAAAGAAGAAUGCUCCCAGUGCUGGUGCACCACCAAACAAGAUCAAGAUUGGCUUUGAACCGCAUCAAGGGUCUUCGCCCAGUGCGUCGUCAUUGCAUCGUGUCACCAGUGGAGCAUCGUCGUCGUCUUCUGCAGGUAGAUUUGAUGCUGCUGCCACGAGUUCAGC
Amoebophrya sp. A25 is the source of this 860-nucleotide messenger RNA. The record is from the annotation of a GenBank genome assembly. NCBI's taxonomy places the organism in Eukaryota, Dinophyceae, Syndiniales, Amoebophryaceae.